AUGACGGAAGCGCCAUGCAGAAGAACUUGUGAUAUAAUUAGCAACCUCCCUGACGAUGUAACUGAUGUCAUUCUAAUGUGUUUGCCUCUACAAGAUGCUAUAAGGACGAGUAUUUUGUCAAGGAAAUGGCGGUAUAGAUGGGCAAAAGUUCCAAAACUAACGCUUGAUCACACACUAUGGGAAUAUAUAUCAACCCGCAAAGUUAGAACUAGGCUUACUAGUAGGAUUUUGUAUCAUUUGUUUUCACUUCGCCAAGGACCAAUUAAUGAGUGUAGAAUUUCCAGUAUUCCGGAACCAAUACACUUCCACGAGAUUGACAAAUUGAUAUUUUUCGUGUCAAGGAAUGAGCUUGAGCAACUCGUGCUUGAACUUCCAAAGGGAGAAAAGUACAAAUUGCCUUCCUCAGUUUUCACAUGUUCGAAGAUGAGGCAUUUAACACUUCACUAUUGUGUUGUCAAUCCUCCACCUACCUUUCAAACAUUUAGUAAGCUUAUUCGCUUGCAAUUGCUUAAUGUUGCUAUUUCUGACAAAUCUCUUGAGAAUUUAAUCUCUUGUUGCCCAAUGCUUGAGGACAUGGAGCUGGAUAUCGCAGACCCUUUGAACUAUAUUGAAAUUAAUGCUCCUAAACUAAGAUCCUUGAACUUUGGUAGCAAAUUAAAUUCUAUACGCUUCAAGAAUACCCCUCUUCUUACAGAUGUGUCAAUAAUUGUGGCGAAUGAUGUAAAUCAUGAUUCUGUAAAUAGAGGAACAUGUAAUCUUGUCGAAUUUUUUGGAUCCUUGCCUGCUUUGAAGAAUCUUUGCUUGGGUCAUUCUAUUAUCAAGACACUGAUUACAGGAAUAAUAGAUAGAAUUCCGGUGAAGCUUCCCAUGCCUCUUGUCAAUCUUAGACAGAUUUACCUAUUCGAUAUUUGUCUUAGUGAUCUAGAUGAAAUCCGAUGUCUUCUGUGCUUGAUAAAAAGCUCUCCAUAUUUGGAAGAGAUAAUUAUCAUUAUUAAUCAGGCAAUUAAUAAAGAAGGAGGAGAUGAUCUUCCUGCUCUUAAACUUUUGGAAGCUCAAUAUGAUUCAGGCAUAAAGUUGAAUCGACUUACCAAAGUCAGAUUGAUAGAUGUAAAUGGAACAAAGGUAGAGAUGGAAUUUAUCAAGCUUUUGUUGGCCACGUCUCCGAUGUUGAAAAAAAUGAUGAUAUCUCCUUACUAUAUUGAGCCUGAAUCUCCUCAAACAUUAGUUGAGAUACUGAAAGAGGUCAACAAAUUUCAGAGGGCGUCAUCUCAAGCAAGAGUCUUUUUUUGA
Messenger RNA from Solanum tuberosum (potato), 1290 nucleotides. RefSeq names its product F-box/FBD/LRR-repeat protein At1g13570-like. The transcript has 3 exons. Gene Ontology annotation, molecular function: protein binding. The coding region runs from base 1 to 1290 and encodes 429 amino acids. The record is from RefSeq and is a predicted model, not a curated record. NCBI's taxonomy places the organism in Eukaryota, Viridiplantae, Streptophyta, Magnoliopsida, Solanales, Solanaceae.